Messenger RNA from Mytilinidion resinicola, 1443 nucleotides. Its product is annotated as fumarate reductase flavo protein subunit precursor. Bases 1 to 1443 code for a protein of 480 amino acids. The record is from RefSeq and is a predicted model, not a curated record. NCBI's taxonomy places the organism in Eukaryota, Fungi, Ascomycota, Dothideomycetes, Mytilinidiales, Mytilinidiaceae. The transcript has a single exon.
AUGACUUUGACACCACGACGACGAGUGUUGGUGAUUGGUAGUGGCGGCGCUGGCGUGGCAGCAUCACUAGAAGCCAGCCGUCAGGGCGCCGAGGUGAUCCUGCUUGAAUCAAGAGACCAGCUUGGCGGCGCGACGUCCAUGUCAGCGGGGAUAAUAUUUGCAGGGGGAACUGACACGCAGAAGAAGGCAGGAGUCCAGGACACCAAGGAGGAACUCCUUGCAUAUUAUGCGGCUAUCUGCCAAUGGACGGUCAGCCCGAAACUUCUGGAGACAAUGGUAGACGGCUGCGCUGAUCUUAUUCCGUGGCUGGAGGACCUGGGCGUAAUAUUCAGACCCGAAGAUCUCUACAUCGCCGGCAUGGAGAAGAACCCAAGAGGUCACAAGCCCAGUGGGGACACGGGUGGGAGAGGUCCGGCUGGAGGUGCCGCGAUCAUCAACGCCAUUGUGACUGCCUUUGAUGAACAAAAAGUGCAAGUGCACACAAACACCAGGAUCACCAGCAUUACGAGCAGUACUGGUGGUGGAACCAAAGUUACCUCAGAAGACGGGCGGGAAUUCCACGGGGACUCAGUUGUCUUUGCAUCGGGGGGUUUUGGCGCGAGCAUCGAGAAGCUGGCUCGGUAUUAUCCAGACGCCGUCAAACAUGAGGGCUGGACUUGGUAUAUCGGACCAGAGUCGAAUCAAGGCGAUGCUAUCGACAUGGCUCUUUCGGUAGGAGGGACGGUGGUCAACGAAAACAGCGGAGGCCUCAACGUCACACCCAAUUUUAUCCAGGAUAUCGACCUGUACAUGCCUCCGUGGCUGCUAUAUCUCAACAUACAUGGGCGACGGUUCAUCAACGAGCUGUCUCCUUAUACUAUUGCUGGGCCCACCCUCGUGGCACAGCCAAAAUCCAGGUGUUGGGGAAUCUUCGAUACUCGAGCUCUCACCUAUGCCACCGACCACCCUCUCGACCCAGAUCCAUACGGUCUCGGAUUCAAAAUGCGUUCGAAUUGGGAAGCGGAGACUCUCCACAAAGAAGUCGCAAGUGGACGCAUCAUCAAGGCUGAUUCCCUGUCUGAAUUGGCUCGCCUGACCGGAAUGCCUGUCGAGAGCGUGGAGCAUACGAUUUGGAAGUGGAACCAGGAUGUUGUCCACGGAAAAGAUCCCGAGUUUGGGAAGCAGUCGUCCGAAAUGAUGCCACUCGAUCAAGCGCCCUUCUACGCUGCUGAUGUGCGCCCGCACGCGGUGGGAAUCACUUACACAGGGCUGGAGGUUGACGAGGAGGCACGCCUGCUUGAUCAAUUCGGUCGGCCUAUCCCUCACUUCUAUGCUGCUGGUGAAGCUGUUGGUGGCCUGGAAAAGUCAAUCUACCCUGGAGGGGGCUAUUCGAUCGGUGCAGCUCUCUUGUUUGGCAGAAUUGCUGGUAAAAACGCAGCAUCUGAGGUCAAGGCAUCACCUUAA